Molecule: messenger RNA, 2438 nt
Organism: Megalops cyprinoides (Indo-Pacific tarpon)
Lineage: Eukaryota; Metazoa; Chordata; Actinopteri; Elopiformes; Megalopidae
Product: ATM interactor-like
Exons: 4
Coding region: 2-2344 (780 amino acids)
Biological process (GO): regulation of transcription by RNA polymerase II
Cellular component (GO): nucleus
Molecular function (GO): DNA-binding transcription factor activity, RNA polymerase II-specific; transcription cis-regulatory region binding
Source: RefSeq, a predicted model, not a curated record
UAUGGCUGCCUCCGCCUCACGGAGUACAGGGGUACAGCCGUACCUCAACAACAUCUGUACCGGCACCAACCGCCAAAAAGACAGCGAGGGGCCGGCUUUGCAGCUCCAGGAAAUGAUAAAACCAUCCAUAAUGGAGCUAACCAAAGAGGUGCGGACAAAUAUCCUCUGCACCGUAGAAGGAUGUGGCAAGAUUCUCCCGAAUACUCCAGCUCUAAACAUGCAUCUUGUCAAGUCACACAGAGUCAAGGAUGGCCUUGUCAACCCAACAGUGAGGAAGAAUAUGAAGGGCUCAAAGAAGCUUUACUGCUGUCCAGUAGAAGGCUGCCCAAGAGGACCAAACAGACCUUUCUCCCAGUUUUCUUUGGUGAAACAGCACUUCAUGAAGAUGCAUGCUGAGAAGAAGCACAAGUGUGUUAAAUGUAACAACAGUUACAGCACAGAAUGGGACCUAAGGAGGCACACUGAGGAUUGUGGGAAGACCUUUCAUUGCACGUGUGGCUGCCCCUAUGCCAGCAGAGCUGCACUGCUGUCCCACAUCUACAGGACGGGUCAUGAGGUCCCCACAGAGCACAGAUAUCCACCUGUCAAAAAAAGAAAGAUGGAGGGAUCGCUCAGUGGUGUGGCAAGAGUCCAAACUAAUGAGCAGGUGUACCAGGUAGUGAAUGUGGAAAAAGAGCUUUCUGAAGUGUUAACCUCACCUGAUGGGGCCUGUCACUCUGAGUCAGGAAGCCAAAAUUCCAGCUCCACAAAAAACAUCCAAAAGCUCCUACUGCCAAAGCCAAAGAUUGCCUUGGUCAAUGUUCCUGUGAUGCAGUUUACCCACGUGCCAGUGCUUCUCUCCUCAGCAGACAGCAGUACAGUGAGGUCAGUCGUCCUCACUGUGGACAAUCAAGGCUCUGUAAUGAGUGCUGUUCACCUUGUGCCCCAGUCAGCGGGAGCCGUGAUACCAACACUGGAUACUAAGACUCUGUGUGCCAGGGACACCAUGACUGCUUCCAGGUUGGGCCUGGAUCUUGUUAGUGUCGGAGUGCAGGUGAAUUUGGAAAGUGUAAUCUGUGGUGGCAACAAUCUGGCAAGUGACACAGGAGACAGGAGUAAGAGCAUCUCGACAGACAUUCAGACAGAUAUAACCUAUCUGUCAAAAGGCCCUCAGUCACUUACACUGUGCUCUCCCUCCGAGUCUUCGGUUUCAUCCUGCUCUCAAACAGACAUUAGUGUUAGUGCUCAGGUCCUGCUGCCAGUCAGCGUGGAGACCCAGACUUUCCCAUCGCAGUCUAAAAUAACUUCCUCCAUCAGUGCGCAGACAGAUCCUUUUAGUCAGACGUACUUCUCCUCCUACAAUAUCACCAGGGAAACGCAGACAAACGCCAGUCUGAGUAUAGACCAAGCAGAGAUGACUCGAAGCAUAAUGUGCGCUGACCUUUUCAGUCAAAAUUCACUGAGCGUUUCGUCUAAAACAGCCAUGAGAGGCCAACGGUUCCAAACCAAUUCUAUGGAGGACCCUCUGAGCAGAAGUGACUCUUGUCCCUAUGACCAUAAGUCUGUCGGGGUGAUAGAGUUCAGUGCCCAGGCUGAUAUACUCCAGCAGAACCCUGUGGCAGACAACCAGACCCAAACGAUGUCACUGUUCAGCGACUUUGAGAACAUCCUAUCAGAGAGCAUGGAUUCUAACUCUCUGGACAACCACAGCACACUGUCAGAUGCCACUGCCAGCUGCGAUACAGAACUGACAUCUGUCCAAGAACAAACAACAGGGAUCGACUUUGACUUUGAAGAGUUCUUAAACACCGUGCACAUUCAGACCCAGACGGAGGAGAGUGAACUCCGCACUCUGAGCUCUGAAACACACUUGGAGUCACUCGACAUCGAAACGCAGACCGACUUCUUGUUCUUCAAUGAUCCCUUGCCCAGCGAUGGCAACCCCAAGGCCCACUCAAAUGAUCUUGGGCUGGAGAUGUAUGACACCCAGACGCAGACCGAUCACAACUUCCUCCUGGACAGGAGUGGUCACAUACCCCUGGGGAGCUUCCUCAAGCAGUCAAGCUUCUCUUUGAGCACAGAGGCCUCAGACAUGGAGACGCAGACAGACGUGCAGCCAAUCCGUAAGCUCAGUGCUAGCAGUGGCCAGGUCAAGCUCAGCAGCGCCCAAACGCAAACAGUGACCAGUUAUUUCCAAAGUCUGGGCAACCUCUUCUUGACCAGCAAUGAGACCCAGACGGCAAUGGACGAUUUUCUUAACGCUGACCUUGCCUGGAACAUGGAGUCCCACCUGAGCUCGGUGGAAACCCAGACGUGCGAGGAGCUCUUCUCUCUCUUUCAGCACUCAGAGAGGCCCAGCAGCUGAGCUUGAGCAGGGUGAGCGACUGCAGGGAGUCACCUCUGUCAUCUUGCAGGUAACAUUUCAACUGUUUUUGCAGAGGAUACAUCUACAGCACUUU